This is a messenger RNA of Jaculus jaculus (lesser Egyptian jerboa), 4930 nucleotides long. RefSeq names its product zinc finger protein 287 (gene Znf287). Gene Ontology annotation, biological process: negative regulation of transcription by RNA polymerase II. NCBI's taxonomy places the organism in Eukaryota, Metazoa, Chordata, Mammalia, Rodentia, Dipodidae. The coding region runs from base 422 to 2692 and encodes 756 amino acids. The transcript is spliced from 6 exons. Gene Ontology annotation, molecular function: DNA-binding transcription repressor activity, RNA polymerase II-specific. The record is from RefSeq and is a predicted model, not a curated record.
GAGGUCUCUGGCGAAGGCGAGGCUCUGGGGGGAGCUGGCCGGGCUUUUCGGGGUUGAGCUGCAACUAGCGGCUCCUGGCGGCUCCUGGCGGCUCCCGGCUGCUGGCAGGGAAAGGGAAGUGGCGAAGCCAGAGGCCCCCUGUGCAGCGCAGGACCGAGCCCGCCACGCAGGCGUCCGUGGCGCCGCCGCCAUUGUUGCCCGUGGCCCGGCCGGGUCCCCGCGACAGGGUCUCUUACUCAUUCCUGCAAGUUUUGAGCUCAGAAUUGUAACAGGCUGCUAACUCUACCUUGGUUCUGUUCUGGCCUUGGCUUCAGCAGCCCUUGGUAUAAUUUCUUUGUGGCUGUAGAAUGAGGCUUCAACCAGUUAGCUCAGUACUGGAGAAGUAAAGGAUACUGGCAAUCACUUCUCCUGGUCUGUAGCAAUGUUAGCCUCAAGAAGAAGGGUGACCAACUCUUCACGCUCUCAAGUUCUUUGGAUGUGGAAGCCAGACAAGGUUCAAAGUGGACACCACAAUAUCGAGAAGCAAAUUCUUACUUCAAGACUCUUGCGUGACACUGAGACCUGUCGACAGAAUUUUAGGAAUUUUCCAUACCCAGACCUGGCUGGUCCUCGAAAGGCGCUGAGUCAACUCCGAGAGCUCUGCCUUAAGUGGCUGAGACCUGAGGUUCACUCCAAGGAACAAAUCCUAGAGCUGCUGGUACUGGAGCAAUUCCUAAGCAUCCUGCCUGGGGAGGUUAGGACUUGGGUCAAGUCUCAGUGUCCAGAGAGCAGCGAGGAAGCAGUGACUCUGGUGGAAGAUUUGACUCAGAUUCUAGAAGAGGAAGCUCCUCAGAAUUCUGCCCUUUCCCAAGAGAUCCCAGAGGAAGAUUCCAAACAUGCUUUCCAGGCAGGGUGGCUCAAUGACUUGAUGACCAAAGAAUCAAUGACAUUCAAAGAUGUGGCUGUGGACAUCACUGAAGAGGACUGGGAGCUGAUGCGGCCUGUGCAGAAGGAAUUGUACAAGACUGUGACGUUGCAGAACUACUGGAACAUGGUUUCUCUGGGACUGACCGUGUACAGACCAACUGUGAUUCCCAUCUUAGAAGAACCAUGGAUGGUGAUAAAAGAAAUUUUAGAAGGCCCUAGUCCAGAAUGGAAAACUGAACCUCAAGCAUGUGCUCCAGUAAAGGAUGUUCCUAGAUUCAAGCAGGAUGGGACCCAGACCAUCAAAUUAGAGGAAUUAUAUGAUUAUGACAUAUUAGAGAGAGAACCAACAUACACCUUCAGGAAAAUUCACACAAAUGAAAGAAACUUCAGCUUGAAGUCAGAGCUUUCACAAGAAGAUCCUACAGAAGAAUAUCUUGGUAAAUAUGAUAUAUAUGGAAAUGAUUUUGGAAAGCAGGCCAACCUAAUUGUACAGUUUGAUACCCAAUCAGAUAAUAAAACUCUGUAUACUGAAAGCAAGCCAACCUUCAGUAAUGUCUCAUAUGGUAUUGUAUAUGGGAAAAUACUUCCUGGAGACAAGCCUUAUAGAUGUAAUGUGUGUGGAAAAAAAUUUAGGAAAUACCCAUCACUCCUAUCACAUCAAAAUAGCCAUGCCAAAGAGAAGUCCUAUGAAUGUGAAGAAUGUGGGAAAGCAUUUAGGCAUAUCUCAUCCCUCAUUGCACAUCAGAGAAUGCAUACGGGAGAAAAACCAUAUGAGUGCCACCAGUGUGGCAAGGCCUUCAGCCAGCGUGCACACCUUACUAUACAUCAGAGAAUCCAUACUGGAGAGAAACCCUAUAAGUGUGAUGACUGUGGAAAAGACUUUAGUCAGCGUGCACACCUUACCAUACAUCAAAGGACACAUACUGGAGAGAAACCAUAUAAAUGUUUGGAAUGCAGUAAGACCUUCAGCCAUAGUUCAUCACUGAUCAAUCAUCAGAGAGUUCAUACUGGAGAAAAACCUUACAUAUGCAAUGAAUGUGGGAAAACUUUCAGUCAGAGUACACACCUCCUUCAGCAUCAAAAAAUUCAUACUGGCAAGAAACCAUAUAAAUGCAAUGAAUGUUGGAAAGUGUUUAGCCAGAGCACUUACCUUAUUCGACAUCAGAGAAUUCACUCUGGAGAGAAGUGUUACAAAUGCAAUGAAUGUGGAAAGGCCUUUGCUCAUUCCUCAACUCUUAUACAACACCAGACUACUCACACUGGAGAGAAAUCCUAUAUAUGUACUGUGUGUGGGAAAGCCUUCAGCCAGAGUGCAAACCUUACUCAGCAUCACAGAACACACACUGGAGAGAAACCUUAUAAGUGUAGUGUGUGUGGGAAGGCAUUCAAUCAGAGUGUGCACCUUACUCAGCAUCAGAGAAUUCAUAAUGGAGAAAAGCCCUUUAAAUGCAAUAUAUGUGGGAAAGCAUAUAGACAAGGUGCAAAUCUUACUCAACAUCAGAGGAUUCAUACGGGAGAGAAACCCUAUAAGUGUAAUGAGUGUGGCAAAGCCUUUAUUUAUUCCUCAUCACUUAAUCAGCAUCAGAGAACUCACACUGGAGAGAGACCCUAUAAAUGUAAUGAAUGUAACAAAGACUUUAGCCAGAGAACAUGCCUUAUUCAACACCAGAGAAUUCACACAGGAGAGAAGCCCUAUGCAUGUCGUAUAUGUGGUAAAACCUUCACCCAGAGUACAAACCUUAUUCAGCAUCAGCGUGUUCAUACAGGUGCCAAACAUCGUAACUAAUGAAUAUGGAACCCUUCACUUUACGUUUUAUUUUGUGCUUUCCAUAUGUCAGGAACAUUGAAAAGAGAUCUGAAGAAGUGCAAUGUUAGAUACCACAGUACCAGAAAUAUCACAGUUAGUACAAUGGACAUAACCCUUUUAAAUGUAAUGUGAAACUUAGAAAGGAAGCUUCACUGACUGCUGAACCUUGGAUAUCAGGCUAAUUUAUUCCAGAAAUAUUCUGAGAGGAUAUUCAAAAACCUGUAACUCAUCAGCUCUUACUGUAUUUCAAGUACUUUUUACUGAGGCCUUAUGAAUAUAACCUGGAAUAGUGUCAAGUACAGAUGUCACCCUAGAGAGUAAUCCUAGGAUUACAGAAAAGAGAAAAGCUGCUUUUGGGCCUUUGCUUCGUCCCAGCUUUGAAGCCUUAAAAUAUGUAAAGGGUCUCCUUCCCUUAUUUAUUUCCCCCUUCCCUAUUAUAACUGCCAUAUGGAGCCAGCAGGCUUGAAGAGAAAAAGAGCUGAAAGAAUUUCAAAAUACUUCUGUAUGGUCACUGUUGAGCUACACUUGCUCUCAAGGAAAAGAAGCUUAAGGAAGGGUGAUCUGAUAAGAUAAUGAGUGUAUAUAAAACGUGCAAUUUUGGGGUUUUUUUUUGUUUUUUGGUUUUUGGUUUUUGGCUUUUUUUUGGUUUUUCAAGGUAGGGUUUCACUCUAGUCUAGGCUGGCCUGGAAUUCACUCUGAAUUCUCAGGGUGGCCUUGAACUCACAGCAAUCCUCCUACCUCUGCAUCCUGAAUGCUGGGGUUAAAGGCGUGCCCCACCACGCCCAGCAUAAACAUGUACAAAUUUAAACAGUCAAAAAUUAAACACCCCAAGCUAAGUGAAUACAGUAGCACAGACUUAGGUUUUCUUAGUUUUGACAUCCAGUGUCAUCCUAAAGGAAAAAAUAAGCCUCUUUUUUUUUUUUACCUGACUUCUAAAUUCAUAAUAUUUCCUCAUGUCUUUUACUAUAGAAAGUCCAUUUCUUUCCAGUAAAAUGCAUUUUUUGAGGGUCUGCUAUGGUCCAAUCACACACUUCUUAAAUGAAUCCUUUCAGGCUUAACAGAACUGAAAAUCACAGCUGAUUAAAGCAGUUUUGAGUAAUGGAAAAGUGAAAAUAUGAUCGUAAUUACUUUUCCAUGAGUCAAGCAUAAGAAACCUACUUAACUGAAUUGCUAAAAGUAACUUGGGUCACCCCACACCCCAAGUCACGGAAGCAGUGAAAGCAGCUAUGUAAGUCAUGUGAGAGUAAGCCAUUGAAAACAGGUUUGAGUUCAAGGCAGAGAAGGAAUUGGAAAAAUCAAGGUGAAGGAACAGGAAACAGGGCAUGUAGGUAGCUCAUACAACAUAAAAUAUAACUGGACUUGCUUUACAUAAGGAAGUAAUAGUGGCAAAAUGGAAAGGGCAAAAUUUAACCUAUUCAUAAGAACAUAGAAAUGAAAUGACUCAGUUUUAAGGGGUAAUUAGAAGCCUGGUACUCUUCACAAGUAGAAGUAGGAUACAGAGAAUGCUGAAUGUGUCAGGACAUUUUUUUUUUCCAUUGGAAAAACCAUUGUGCAGAAACUAUCAUUGAUGCAGUAACCAUUAAACAGCAUAAAAGAAAGACUGUUGGGAAUAGGUAAAAAUAUAUAUGUAUAUAUAUUUACAUAUAUGCUGUUGUAUUUAAUAUUCAUAGCAUUCCAGUCUCAGAAUGUAAAGCUGAGAUUUCAUCUUGCUCACACUUGUUUCUCCAGUGCCUUGCAUAGAGCACAUGGCCAGUACAUGUUGGUUGAAUUACUGAGUUUUAUAAAUUAGAGUUGAGUACUAAAGUUGAAUCAACAGGCAUGGAGUAAACACUGGUGGAACUGAAAAUAACUUUUGUGUGCAUGUAUCAAUGUUUAAAUUAUUUACUGGAGUAAUAACUGCUUAAAAUAGAGAAUCAGAUGUCAUAGGACAUCUUUGCACAAGGAAAUUUUCCUAAACCAAAUAAGGGAAAACAAAUUCUGGUACCAUAAAUAUCUAAGCCUGUAUUUACUAUACAGAUUCACUUAGACACUAUUAUAAACACAGCCUACAAACGGGUGCUGAAGGGAAAGGCAGGGUUCUGCCAUCUUAAAGCUAUUUUCUUGUGAGUUUCCUCAAAAGAAAUUGUCACUUUCUCUUUUCCUGACAUUUUAACCUUGACUCUGUAAUACGAUUAUUCAUCAAAUGACAGUUGAAAAAUAAAUUAUGCUCAUCCCGUA